Molecule: messenger RNA, 906 nt
Organism: Penicillium pulvis
Lineage: Eukaryota; Fungi; Ascomycota; Eurotiomycetes; Eurotiales; Aspergillaceae
Exons: 3
Coding region: 1-906 (301 amino acids)
Cellular component (GO): extracellular region
Source: RefSeq, a predicted model, not a curated record
AUGCAUCUCCCGACACUCUUUUUUUCUCUUAGCUGCCUGACUGGUAUAGUGAUCGCGCAGCAGGACUGUGGCACGGCCUACGUUACAGUCACGAAAUCGGUUUACGAAACCUCUGAAGCCUCAAUCCUACAUGUUGGCCCGACCGAUGCUCCAAAGGCACUAGAGUAUUUUCACGGGAAAGGACACAGGGGUGGCCAUGGACAUAGAUCCUCCAAAGAACCUAGCAGUGUCUCAAACCAUUCCGCUAUCGCUAUACAAACUCCGACUAUCCAAAUUGCCUCCUCUCCGUCUUUCACCUCUUCUGGUGCAGGCGCAGCUAGCUCGCCGGCAACGGUAGCUGCUUCUUCGAAAACCGUUCUCUCCUCGACGUCUACCAGCGCGGCCAGUUCCUCGAUUCCGACUUUUCCCAGCUCUGGGACCUACGAAGAGAAGGCCUUAUACAGCCAUAACAUCCACCGUCUAAACCACACUGUCCCAAACAUGUCAUGGAAUCAAACACUUGCGGAUGCUGCAACAAGCUGGGCAAAUCAAUGCGACUUUGCUCAUAACACAACAUUACUUGCUGGUGGCUAUGGCCAAAACUUGGCAGCCAGCAGUCCCACGGCCAGUAUCUCGGUUCACAUAUCUGACUAUUGGUACAAUGGUGAGAUGCCGCUAUAUGCUGGUCUUUAUGGUGAGGCUGAGCCGAGUGGAUCUGGAUUCGGCCAUUUUACGCAGGUUGUCUGGAAGGAUAGCACUAGCGUGGGUUGCGGUACGGUUGACUGUACAUCCUCAUCUCUUGGAAUGUGGUAUACUGUGUGCAAUUAUUGGCCUGCAGGUAAUUGGGUUGGUGAGUAUGACAGCAAUGUACUCAAGCCAAUUGGAAAUCCAAUUGUGAAGGGUAAUGAGUCUGACAUCAUGACUUGA